AUGCUCAAUUUUCUAUGCGCUAAGAAUAUGGAAUCAGGAACAGAUGAGUAUAGAGGGCGCCGUUGGUCACAUGACACACUAACCCGAAAUGGACAGACCCCAGCUAAGCGAGGCCGAGCCUCCGAUCCCACAGCAGCCAAACUCCGCCCUCACAAGUCGCAAUUUGAAUUGCUCUCCGUCGACCAACCCGCCAGCAACCACAUUCAAAGGGCAGCACCCCCAGCAGCAGCACAGUCAGAUCUCCCUGUCUGCACUACACUCCCUUCCAAAAUGGCUGCCAUCAACAAGAUCGCCGUCAACUCGCCGUCGAGGCAGAACCCCUCCGAGCUGGAGACCGCGAUCGCGGGUGCUCUUUACGACUUGGAGAGCAACACACAGGAUCUGAAGGCCACUCUCCGGCCUCUUCAGUUCGUGUCUGCUCGUGAGGUCGAAGUCGGCCACGGCAAGAAGGCUGUCAUUGUCUUCGUCCCCGUUCCUCUCCUCCAGAGCUUCCACAAGAUCCAGCAGCGCCUGACCCGCGAGCUUGAGAAGAAGUUCUCUGACCGCCACGUCCUCUUCGUUGCUCAGCGCCGCAUCCUUCCCAAGCCCAAGCGCUCCGUCAACUCUCGCACCAACCAGAAGCAGAAGCGCCCUCGUUCUCGCACCCUGACGGCUGUCCACGACUCCAUCCUUGACGACCUCGUCUACCCCGUUGAGAUCGUCGGCAAGCGUACCCGCACCAAGGAGGACGGCAGCAAGACGCUCAAGGUCAUCCUCGACGAGAAGGAGCGCGGCGGCGUUGACCACCGCCUCGACGCCUACGGCGAGGUCUACCGUCGUUUGACCGGUCGUGCUGUUGUUUUCGAGUUUCCUCAGGGUGCUGCCGCUAGUGAAUUCUAA
Messenger RNA from Aspergillus puulaauensis, 879 nucleotides. It is a transcript of the gene RPS7, whose product is annotated as 40S ribosomal eS7 domain-containing protein. Gene Ontology annotation, biological process: rRNA processing; ribosomal small subunit biogenesis; translation. The record is from RefSeq and is a predicted model, not a curated record. The transcript has 3 exons. Gene Ontology annotation, molecular function: structural constituent of ribosome. NCBI's taxonomy places the organism in Eukaryota, Fungi, Ascomycota, Eurotiomycetes, Eurotiales, Aspergillaceae. Gene Ontology annotation, cellular component: 90S preribosome; ribosome; cytosolic small ribosomal subunit. The coding region runs from base 1 to 879 and encodes 292 amino acids.